AUGAUCGAUAAUAUGCUUAAAUCGGCCGUUUCCCAUCAGAUUUACUCCAGACAAGCAUCAGGGGAUCUCGAAACUUUCCAACUUUUGAACAGAGCACAGAGUAUGGGGUUAUAUCGACACUUGGACCCGUCAAGUCAUGAUACCUGCACUACAGAGUAUGAGCUGUCGAAGAUAUCUGAGCCCGAGCAAGGAGACGACCACGGAGCUCCCUCCAAUGAAGAAGAAGUUACUACUGACUUACUUGCAGCGAGUGAUGCUGAUCUUCGGCGCAUGCUUAAAACUAGAGCAAGCCCGAAAGAGCGUGGAAGCGAAAGCGUGGAAGCGUGGGAGCUGUCAUCUCUUGGUUGCUUGCAUCUCGUAGAUCGACUUUUCAUCCUCCAUGACUCUCUCUUCUUCUCUUCUUUGCUAUCGUUUAUUCGUUCUCUUCUGCCCUCUUCGACGGUCUAUAUAUUCGUUUUUAUAUACGGAGUAGCUUUGUCGUCGAACCAUACCUCCGAAGAUAUUCGAGCAAGAACGGGAAGAAAUAAUAAUAAUAAAGAAGAGGAAGAAGAAGAAAGAGAGCCUGCCCAGCGAGGACUGCACCGCCGCAGCAGCAGCAGAGACAAAACGCCGGCUUCGUCCCCUUCGCCUGUGGCUUUCAGCAUCACAAGAUCUGUUUUGCUUCUUCGUCUUCGCCUUCGCUAUUUAUCCCAGUUGCCAUCGCCGUCGCCGUCUUCUGCUCUGCCUGGGGAUGACCUCGUCUGCUGCGUCGCCGUCGUCCUCGCCAUAGCCAAUCGAGCUCUCGCUGUCCCUGCGUCUGGCGACUCCGUACGCUCUUCGUCCAACCUGCCGAGCUGCUUCGUCUUGAACGCAGGACGAGGAAAAGAGAAGGAAAUUAAAAAAAAAAAAAAAAAAAAAAAGGAAGAAGACGACGACGAAGAGGACGAAGAAGAAGCCCCUUCGUCCUCCCCGUUGCUGUCGCUGUCUGCCCAGGAGGCAGCUGGCUAG
Trichophyton benhamiae CBS 112371 is the source of this 987-nucleotide messenger RNA. RefSeq lists its product as uncharacterized. The record is from RefSeq and is a predicted model, not a curated record. The transcript is spliced from 4 exons. NCBI's taxonomy places the organism in Eukaryota, Fungi, Ascomycota, Eurotiomycetes, Onygenales, Arthrodermataceae. The coding region runs from base 1 to 987 and encodes 328 amino acids.